GACGUUUGUUAUUGUUGUGUAUGUAGAACGGCUACGCGGUAGCGGUUUCAAAACUGAUUACUGACUGAACACCUACUGCUUGCAUUUUCAGUUUUAUUUUGGCGGUUAUGAAAGUGUUCAACCUGGAGGAUGCUGAGAUCCACCGGUUUCUUCCGUGGGAUUGACUGCCCGUUUUAUGCCGAAAGCUAUAACGGGAGAAGCGAAGGGGAUAGGUGCAACAGACCGUACUGUCACUUCAGACACAGCAAACUCAGACGGGCGUCUUGUAGCGGAAACAGUAACCGAAAAACCAAAGAGUCUUGCUCCAAACAAAAUGAGCUAGGCUAUGACCCAUACAACCCGGAGGUUGUGAGGCCUGGGGAGCAACAGAAUGGGGAGCCUGUGUCAAACCUGGCCAUUCCAGCACCCUUGGACCCAGGUGCCCUGCAGCUGGAACUGGUUAAUCGGGCCAUUGAGGCAGUACGUAGUGAGGUGAAGAAGUUGUCACGCAUUGGGGACCAAGAAUAUGACCCCACCACCAGUGGUGUCGGUGCCAAAAGGCACAAGCUGUGUGUUACGGCAUCUCCUCUGGAGUAUGAUCCAGGCAGUUAUCAGAUGGCUCCGACUGCUGACUACAACCCAACACCCUGCUCCAGCAAGUACACCCUGGAUUCUGACACCCAGAGCCCUCAUGCUAGUUCCCUGGAAUAUGUGCCCACUACUGUCUCCAAAACGGUUGUCAAAAAGCCUGCCCCACUCCCUCAGACUCCAUGUUCACCCUCUCCUCCCUCCAGUCCCCCUCUUGUCCCUGCACCCUCUUCAUUCCUCUCCUCUUCCUCUAGGCAUAAGUACACACUGGACAACUCAAAACCCCCCACUGACCUGGAAUAUGACCCCUUAUCCAACUUCUCAGCUCGACCGGGGAACAAGACCAACAAAAGUCCCGUGGACCAGAGGGCUGUGGCUGCUGCAGGAGCUGCAGGAGCCGGGAGCAAAAAGAGGCUCCACUCGACAGGUGUGGGGAACCAGACGGCCGAUGAAGGUUAUGUGCCCACUUUUAAGAGGCCGCGGCAGCAGGAGGAAACACCGGUGCUGGAUUUACAGAAAUAUACUGCAAGUUUCUCUGAAUCUGAUGAGGAGAGCUCUGGAACAGAGUAUCGGCCGACUUCCAUCAGCCGUCUGCAGCAGAAGAAGUGCGCCAGUGGGCUGACAGACAGCUGCUCACAGAAGGGAGGGGGAGGAGAGAGGGGGAAGGGUGGAGUUGAUGGGCUGAAGGAACAGCGAAGCUUGGAAACCAAGGAUUGGGAUUUCUCAACGCAGAGUGACACAGAGGGCUCAGAGAGCUCACACCUUGGUCGGCCUAACGACAUAAUGGUGGAUAAACAAACCACAGGUAAAAGCAGUCACAAGAAAAGCAGCAAAACAGACAAAAUGAGCAGUGAAGAGAGGGAACCCAGCAGAAAGAGCAGCAGUCUAAAGGAUAAGGGUGGAGCUUCAGAUGGGAAGAGGAUUGACUUGUCCAAGAAAUAUAAUAAGGAGUCGUCCAAGAAGGAGGGCAGGAGUGAGGGGAGGAGGUCGGACGAGAAGCACAGGGUGAAGGAGAAGUCCGUGGACAAGAGCAGUAAGGAGGUGAAGAAGGGGAAAAGCGACAGCAAGAGUGCAGACAAGCUGAAAGGGGAGAGGGGCGGCGGAGAGGGCUGCGUUAAAAAGGCCAAGGUUUCAGACAAGGGCGGAAAAGAGUCGUCCAAUCUCAGGGAGCACAAGAACGGGAAACUAGAGAGCGGUGGAACAGAGAAAGGAAAGAAGUCUGGCAGCCAAGGAAGUGACAGCAGAAAGAAAAGCUGCUCCUCCUCGGAUGGCAAGGCUAAGCAGGUUGGAAAGGAGAAACGGAGGUCUUUCACUCACGUGGAUCUGUUUGGAGCUGAGAGCGCAGAGGAGGAAGAGGAAGAGGAGGAGGGGACUGUUGUUAGGAAAUCAGCAGCUGCUUUCAAGAGAGGAGGCUUUGAGAAAAAUAAGAGGAAAGCCUCAGUGUUGACUGUGUCGUCCUCAGAAGAUGAAGGUGGACAGGAGGACAAGAAUACUGAUGAUAAUGACAAUGAUGGUGGAGCUGUUGACUACUCCCAUCUGCAAGUGGACCUGGAUGAAGACUCUGACCCUAUGGAAGAGUGUCUGCGGAUCUUCAAUGAAUCCAAGGAUGUGAAAACAGAGGACAAAGGGAGACAAGCGAAACAGCCUUCUAGAGAGCCAGAGGAGGAUGAAGGCACAGAAAGCACUUUAACUACACUCUUCCCAGGGCAGAAGAAGAGAAUCUCCCAUUUCACGGCCAAAGGAAGUACGGAAGCCACUCCGAAGCCCAUUGUGCGGCCAUACCGCAGACCAACUGCGCAGGAGAUCUGUUACCAGCGUAUGCAGAUUGCGCAGCAGCAGGCCGCGCAGCUAGCUGCUGCUGUGAAGACGGCCACAGCCACACCCAGCCCUGCCUCCAGCUUCUCUGGGGAAAAGAGGAGGGUAGCGCACCGCCCCAAUCCAUUGGUCGCUGCUGCAAAAUUGGGUCCUGUGGAGGUGAAGCAGGCGGAUUCCCAUGUGUCCUUGCCAAGCAGGACAUCUCCAGGCCAGCUGACCGUGAAGGCACACACCUCUGCGGGCAUCCUGUCCAAGACCACCUCCACUACUGCACAGAAGAGAGUGGCCCAUACGCCCACACUGAAGAGCUCUACCAUUAAGCGGCCAGUCAUCCCUACCGAGUUUGGGGCCAAAGUGCCCACCAACAUCCGCCAGCGAUACCUCAAUAUCUUCAUCGAUGAGUGCCUCAAGUUCUGCCCGUCUGAGGAGAUCGCCUUUGAGACGGCCCUGCAGGAGGAAAAGGUGGUGUACGAUCGCAGCAGCAGCAAGAACAUUUACUUGAACGUGGCAGUCAACACACUGAAGAAGCUGCGCAGCAAGAGCAGCAGCAGUGCCUCCGCCGUGUCCAAGAGCCCUGCAGGCAGUGCCAACAGGAAGUCUCAGUCACAUGAGGAGGUGCUCGGGGGGCGCCUGGCUGCGAAGACCAGCUUCACCAUCAACAGGACGGGCAAGCAGCCUGAAGACAAACUCACGGGCGCCACGCUGUACAGGAAGCUGAAGGAGUACCAGAUGACGGAGGAGCAGCUGCAGGAGCACGGUUACCCCAGACCGCAUCCCGAGCGCUCGGGGCGAGCCAUCGUCUACAACGUCCCGGAGAAGAAGAGUUGUGACCCAUUGGCCAAGGUGUGCUGUCGCUGUGGGGCAGAGUAUAAGGUCACAGCCAAUGGAAACUGUGUACGGAAGGAGGAGUGUUAUUAUCACUGGGGCCGCCUGCGCCACUACAAAGUGUCGGGAGGCUGGGAGAGGCAGUACAACUGCUGCUGUGGAGCGGUGGGUUCCCCAGGCUGCCAAACAGCUAAGCAACACGUGCAGGACGGACGGAAAGAGGCCCUUGAUGGCUAUGUGAAGACCUUCAGCAAGCCCCUGCCCGCUGAUGGGAACGCUGGAGUCUACGCCCUGGACUGUGAAAUGUGUUACACGAAGCAGGGCCUGGAGCUGACCAGGGUGACUGUCAUUAACUCUGAACUGAAGGUCAUCUACGACACCUUCGUCAAGCCCGAUAGCAAAGUGGUGGACUACAAUACAAGGUUCUCCGGUGUUACAGAGGAGGACCUGGAGAGCACCACAAUCACCUUGCGGGACGUCCAGGCGGUGCUGCUCAGCAUGUUCAGUGCAGAGUCUAUCCUUAUUGGACACAGCCUGGAGAGCGACCUCUUUGCACUCAAGCUCAUCCACAGCACUGUGGUGGACACGGCUAUAGUCUUUCCACAUCGUCUUGGCCUGCCCUACAAGCGAGCCUUGCGGAACGUCAUGGCCGACUACCUCAAGCGCAUCAUACAGGACAACGUGGAGGGGCACAACUCCAGUGAGGACGCCAGCGCCUGCAUGGAGCUCAUGAUGUGGAAGAUCCGGGAAGAUGGCAAGGUCAAGAGAUGACCCCAGCCCCCCCUGCUCCGCUCUCUCCCUCUCCCCCCUUCGUCGCCGUGGAGAGCCCGAGGGAGAGGGACGCCGAGGGUGGAGUGACACGGAGAGGGAGGGGUGCAGUUUGUGCUGAGGACUUACGUGCUGCUGUACCAGAGCGCUUGAGCUCCACCUGAGUGGAGCUGUGACAGUGAGAGGCAAGGAGGACAAACCCUACAGGAGAUCUGCAGAGCCAUGCCAGGUUAUAUCAGUCAGGCCUGAGGCCCUGCUUGCCUGUGUCAUGUGACCUGGAGCAGCCAAUCACUGAAGUGCUCUGCAUUGGAGGGCUUGAAUGAACAGUGUUUUUUCUCUUGUUACUAUUAGGAUUAUUAUUAUUAUUAUUGUCCCCGUUGUUAUUGGUAGCCAUUUUAUUAGUUUCCCUGUCAGUAUGGGUGUCUCUGCUGAAGGAAUUGAGUGAUACUGACAGGGGUCAGAUCAAAAGUGCACAAAGGAAGCCUCCCUGUAAAAACAGGUCAGGGCAUUUGAACUAUUUGUUUGUCGAAGGUGAUGUCCUCUCUCUCAGAUGCAGCCCCUUAUGCCCACAAGUGUGAAGGUUUCUCAUACAGAGCUACUGCAGUAUUUAAAGUGUUACUGAACCCCUUUUAACAAGAUCAAUUUUUGCAAGGUUUAGAAUGAGAUAAAAUGGUAAUGAUCAUAUUAUUUAUAUUUUCCUUUGUUAUAAGGUGCCCUUUCUAAUGUGUUUGGUGCAUGAGCCUAAACUUCCAUUUUGAGCUGUAAUGUGUUUUAGUUUAUAUAGUUGUGCAUGGGAGCUGAGAACACCAGCACGUGUCGGAACAGUAAAUGAGUAGGUGGGUUGUCACCCAGCAGUGGAUUUGGGGAACGAUGAUGUGCAGUAUCUGAUAGCUACAUGACUUUUGUUAAAUUUCUGUCUUUCUAAAAGAUGAAUUAUGGAUCUGACUUCUGUUGAAGGGGCAAUGGGAAUUAGCUGUCAUAAUUGGUGUUGGAAAAUAGAAGGAAAGGGGUUCAGUAAGGCUUAAAGGUAUUGGUAGUGAGGAGGUGAGCAUUGCACAAGACUUGAAAAGUGGUCAUGGGGGCGUAGCUUUUUGUUAAUCAGCAUUCUUUGUUGGGUGGGUGUCUGUAAGCACAGCAGUGCGGGAGGUGUUGGGUGUUGGGCAGCUUUAUGAUCAAGCUCUGAGGGUUACUGUGGCUCUGACCUCAGGUGAAGGAUGCUGCUGUUGCAUACUUGACCAAAGUAUUUUACCCAUAUUGCACUAGGGGGAACCUCGCUGUCAGUGUGCUGAGGUGUGACUGCCUCGUCUGUGUAGCAUAUUAAUACAGCUGCAUUAACUCCUGCAACACCAGUAGCAUCUCUAUUAGACACAGCGACACCAUUGUCAUUUUCUCAGAGCACCGUUACUGCAGAAACCCUCCAAAACAGCCUGCAAAUUGUGAAUGGUAGCACUGCACCUUGAAAUACAAUUGGUGCACCAUUUUAAUGCCUUGAACUACAUAAAGACCUGUAGUCAGAUGAAGAGUAAUUUUUCUAUGGCAGUAUGUAUUUGUUAGCUUGACAGUGAGGCAAAUGAACCAACAAGGACUUGAUCAUUUUAUGGAAACAAAAAGUAGAACGAGACAAACCACACAGAAGAUGCAUCGAGUCACAUAUCUCCCGGAGGAACUGUUGUCUGAGACUGGUAAGUGAACCACAUGUAUGACUUGAACCGUGCUGAGAAGCUGGACCAGAAAUGUCACAUUCCCAGGUCUUUAUGGUCUAUAACCGUUUCUCUCUGUCCCACUCUUUCCUGUAUAGUGCAUGGAAGUGGAGCAUCUUUAGUGAAGUAAGCCUAGUCUGUCAUACACACCGGUAUAGUCCUUCCCCCUAUAGGUAACACAGUUUAUAUCAUGUAGAAAUGCAAUAAAGGCAGGUAUCGUAUAAUUUAAACAUGUACCUGAUUAACCUGUACAAUCUUAUUUAAAGUACACUGAGACUAAUAAUGACA
This is a messenger RNA of Megalops cyprinoides (Indo-Pacific tarpon), 5963 nucleotides long. It is a transcript of the gene rexo1, whose product is annotated as REX1, RNA exonuclease 1 homolog. The record is from RefSeq and is a predicted model, not a curated record. The coding region runs from base 130 to 3978 and encodes 1282 amino acids. Gene Ontology annotation, cellular component: nucleus. NCBI's taxonomy places the organism in Eukaryota, Metazoa, Chordata, Actinopteri, Elopiformes, Megalopidae. Gene Ontology annotation, molecular function: nucleic acid binding; exonuclease activity. The transcript is spliced from 16 exons.